CGUGACUGAAGUCGGGUCGACUUUUCGAAACCUUGCCUCCCACGUGCCUUGGCAAGUCUGUCUGUGCAUCGAAGGUCAAGCACCUCUCUGAUGGGCCCACGAUCGGACCGCCGACGGGAGAUGGGACCAGUUCCCAGCCCGCUGAGGCACGGAUCGAGAAGAUACGCUAUGAUGCAAAUGCCCCUGUGAAGGGAAAGGGAGAUCUUUGAGUCCGUCAUCCCUGUUCAAAUGCUUCGAUUUUUCGGGUGGCGCGGAAUUAUACGCAACCGCCUUCUUCAAGUCGCGUCGCGUCCAAAUCUCCUUUAACGACGUUGGCGACACGAUCAUGGCCCGUGCAGCUGCGAAAACAAAGCCCAAACCCCCAACCACGCAUAGCGAAGCAUUUGGCUGAAGUGCUUCUCUCAUGCUCGGCAACGUGGACUAAAGACAGGCGUUCCAGACCUUUUCCGAGAUGAAAGAUGCUCGUGCACUGCAGGUGACAUCUUCUUCAGCUCUUUUUACGGUACAGCUUACCAGCCUGAGAAGUCGAAGAUCUGUCCAUCGUAUACAGAAAAAAGUGUCAAGGGGUGCAAAUUGCUAUAAAACCUCCCACCGUCCGCCGAUUGACGAUGCAUUCCUCCUCAACUCAAGAUACCAUUUCAGAGAGCCUUGUCAGCCUCCGUCACCAUGGCCAUAACCGCCAACCUGAAAAUGAGGACUUUGCUCCUUGUAGGCCUCGUAUCCCUUCCUUUGCAAGUCGCUGCCGCCGGAUGCUCAUCACUAUACGGACAAUGUGGAGGCAUAGGUUGGACCGGCUCGAAGUGUUGUGCCACUGGGUCAAGCUGCCAGGUACAAAACGAUUAUUAUUCCCAAUGCCUGCCAUACACGGGCAAUGCUGCAUGCGCUGCAACAUACGGCCAAUGUGGUGGAAUUGGGUGGACAGGUCCAACGUGUUGUCAGUCAGACUGGGCUUGCCAGUACAACAACGACUAUUACUAUCAGUGUUUGCCUCCACCUGACGUUGCAACCCCGAGCUCUAGCUCUACACCCACAACGGCACCAAGUUCUUGCGCAACUCAAUGGGGCCAAUGUGGAGGGACAGGUUGGACAGGCGCACGUUGCUGUCAAGAUGACUGGCCUUGUGUCUAUGGCAAUGAAUACUACUGGCAGUGUAUAUCUCCAUCGAGUGCGAGUGCGCUGUCUGCUCAAUCUGCCAGCAAAACCUCCCCAGCUGCAUCCACCCUCUCCACUGCUACAAGUCCAUCUGCGACAACAGUAUCUGUUCCCAAUGCUUCUUCAAGUGUCACUUCUAGCGCCACUUCCCCAGCUACAUCCACCCUCUCCACCGCUACGAGCCCAUCUGCGACAACAGUGUCUGUCCCCAAUGCUUCUUCAAGUGUCACUUCUAGCACCACUUCCCCAGCCUCAUCCUCGGCAUCAAGCACUGCGUCACGUACCAGCUCGGCGAGCUCUGUUCCAACUGGAGGCCGAUUGCAAUACGGCGGGGUAAAUAUUGCAGGAUUCGAAUUUGGAACCUACGAUACUUGUGGCGUCCACACGAACCCACCCUAUGUGAAUCCCACAAACUGGGUGGCACAGAUCAGUCAUUUUGUGAACGAUGACAAGCUCAACGCUUUUAGACUCCCGGUCGCCUGGCAGUAUCUGAUCAAUCAAUACGAUGGAGGCGACAUUGCAUCCAACACCAUCAACACGGGCAAUUUCGCGCAGUACGAUCAAUUGGUCUCAGGCUGUCUCAACUCCGGGGCCGCGCUCUGUCUCAUUGACUUGCACAACUACGCCCGGUUCAAUGGCAAGAUCAUUGGGCAGGACGGCCCAACUGCUGCACAAUUUGCCAAUCUCUGGGGCCAGAUUGCUACGAAAUAUGCGGGUCAAAGCCGCGUGGCAUUCAAUCUGAUGAAUGAGCCACAUGACGAGAGCUGCAACUCUCCCAACGGAGGCGUGAUUGAUAUCCAGACAUGGGCUGCAACUCUUCAACUGGCGGUCAAUGCCAUUCGUGCAGCAGGAGCAACGUCACAAUUGAUCAUUCUACCCGGGAAAGGCUGGACUCAUGCAGCUACAUAUCUUCCGUCAAGCAGCGAUGGUUCUGGCCCAGCUUUGAUGGGUAUCACCGACCCUGUAGGCGGCACUUCAAAGCUGAUUUUCGAGGUUCACGAGUACUUGGACUCCAACGAUUCGGGAUGCAAUUGUGACUGUGUCACGAACAAUAUUGGCACGGCAUACGGGCGAGGCGGCUUUUCUGCUCUUGCGGACUAUCUACGAUCCAAUGGCCGGUUUGCCUUGUUGACUGAAACUGGCGGGUUGAACAACAACAACUGCGCAACCUAUUUGUGCCAGGAAUUGAGCUUCCUCGCAAACAACACCGAUGUUUUCUUGGGCUAUACCACCUGGUCGGCCGGUGGGUUCGAUUCCAGUUAUGAAUUGACGGAAACACCGACGCAGAAUGGAAAUACUUGGACUGAUACAUCGCUCGUCACGAGCUGUGUUGUUAAGUGCUUUCAAGGACAGUGUUAAAUGCAUCCAAUUGCGGGAGUGGGAGGCAAAGGUCUAUGGAUGAGAGAGAGAGAAUAAAUCAUAUAGAACUGGGAUGAAGAGCAGAUGACGAGGACAUUUAGACAUGUAUUUUCAACCAUAAUGAUGAAU
Exophiala mesophila is the source of this 2640-nucleotide messenger RNA. RefSeq lists its product as uncharacterized. Gene Ontology annotation, cellular component: extracellular region. Gene Ontology annotation, biological process: glucan catabolic process. Gene Ontology annotation, molecular function: cellulose binding; hydrolase activity, hydrolyzing O-glycosyl compounds. NCBI's taxonomy places the organism in Eukaryota, Fungi, Ascomycota, Eurotiomycetes, Chaetothyriales, Herpotrichiellaceae. The coding region runs from base 667 to 2511 and encodes 614 amino acids. The transcript is spliced from 2 exons. The record is from RefSeq and is a predicted model, not a curated record.